UCCUGGGGGGAGCGCCGAGGGGCGGGGGAAGGGAGUCCUGGUCAAUAACCCCGGAGCGCCGCCGGUGGGAGGCGCGGGCGGGCGCCCGAGCGCCUGUCGGCCCCUACGCGCCCAGCAGCCUCCACCUGCCCAGUGACCAUGAUAGUGUUUGUCAGGUUCAACUCCAGCCAUGGUUUCCCAGUGGAGGUGGAUUCCGACACGAGCAUCUUCCAGCUCAAGGAGGUGGUUGCUAAGCGACAGGGGGUUCCAGCUGACCAGUUGCGCGUGAUUUUCGCGGGGAAGGAGCUUCGGGAUGACUUGACAGUGCAGAGCUGUGACCUGGAUCAGCAGAGCAUCGUUCACAUUGUGCUGAGACCCCAGAGGCCAGUCCUAGAAAGGAGCACAGCUGGCGGGGAUGGCCGGCGCCGACCUGUGGAGGGCUCUGGGAGGGAGCCUGGGAGCUUGACCCGCGUGGACCUCAGCAGCUCCGUCCUCCCGGCUGACUCGGUGGGCCUGGCUGUCAUCCUGCACAGGGACGGCAAGGACGCCCAGCCAGCUGCAAAGCCAGCAGGUAGACCAACCUACAACAGCUUUUAUGUUUAUUGCAAAGGCCUCUGUCAAAGUGUGCAGCCAGGAAAACUCAGGGUGCAGUGUAGCACCUGCCAGCAAGCGACACUCACCUUGGCCCAGGGUCCUUCUUGCUGGGAAGAUGUCUUAACCCCAAACCGGAUGAGCGGUGAAUGCCAAUCCCCAAACUGCCCCGGGACAAGAGCAGAAUUUUUCUUUAAAUGUGGAACCCACCCGACCUCUGACAAGGAAACAUCAGUAGCUUUGAACCUGAUCACAGCAAAUAGUCGAGACAUCAGCUGCAUAACAUGUACAGACGUCAGGAGCCCUGUCCUGGUUUUCCAGUGCCACUACCGCCACGUGAUAUGCUUAGACUGCUUCUACUUAUACUGUGUGACAAGACUUAAUGACCGGCAGUUCAUCCAUGACCCGCAGCUUGGCUACUCCCUGCCCUGUGUGGCUGGCUGCCCCAACUCUUUGGUUAAGGAGCUCCAUCACUUCAGGAUUCUUGGAGAGGAGCAGUACAACCGGUACCAGCAGUAUGGCGCUGAAGAGUGCGUGCUACAGAUGGGGGGCGUGCUUUGCCCCAGCCCUGGCUGCGGGGCGGGGCUGCUGCCCCCCCAGGGAGAGAGGAAGGUCACCUGUGAAGAGGUCAAUGGCCUGGGCUGCGGGUUUGUCUUCUGCCGGGACUGCAAAGAACCAUACCACGAAGGCGAAUGCAGUGCCCUGACUGACGCCACAGGAGCAGUGACUCAGGCCUACAGAGUUGAUGAGAAGGCAGCCGAGCAGGCUCAGUGGGACGAAGCCUCCAAAGAGACAAUCAAGAAAACCACCAAGCCCUGUCCGCGUUGCCAUGUGCCGGUUGAAAAAAAUGGAGGCUGCAUGCACAUGAAGUGUCCCCAGCCCCAGUGCCAGCUGGAGUGGUGCUGGAACUGCGGCUGCGAGUGGAACCGCGCCUGCAUGGGAGACCACUGGUUCGACCCGUAGCUGCAGCCCAGCCUGGGCGCCCGGCCUGCUUGGAAACAAAGUGUCCAGCUGUG
Manis pentadactyla (Chinese pangolin) is the source of this 1586-nucleotide messenger RNA. It is a transcript of the gene PRKN, whose product is annotated as parkin RBR E3 ubiquitin protein ligase. Gene Ontology annotation, biological process: regulation of mitochondrion organization; ubiquitin-dependent protein catabolic process; regulation of cellular response to oxidative stress. The coding region runs from base 139 to 1533 and encodes 464 amino acids. Gene Ontology annotation, molecular function: polyubiquitin modification-dependent protein binding; ubiquitin conjugating enzyme binding; ubiquitin protein ligase activity. NCBI's taxonomy places the organism in Eukaryota, Metazoa, Chordata, Mammalia, Pholidota, Manidae. The transcript is spliced from 12 exons. The record is from RefSeq and is a predicted model, not a curated record. Gene Ontology annotation, cellular component: ubiquitin ligase complex; mitochondrion; endoplasmic reticulum.